CCAUUUUGGACAUAUCUUUAUGAACUAACCUCAUGUUAUACGAACUAUUAACAGUCAGGAGUCGUUCAGGGUCCAGAAGAGGAGAUUCACUACAGUACUAUGAGGGUGACUGCAAUGAACAGGCUGUGAAAAAAAACAUCCUAGUAACUGUGGAACAAAUUGUAGCCAAAGAUCCCUCAGUUAUUUCCCAGUGCAACAGACACCCAAACACCUGUGGCAAUGUCAGAAUAUCAGAUCUUUCUGUUAACUGUGGGCCUGGAAACAACCAAAGAGAUACUGAACCACCUGUAGUGAUCUCCUGUCCUCAGAACAUUGAGAUAGAAACCAAAAAAGGAAACCCCUACUGGAAUGACUUGCCCGAAUUGUCUUGGAAGGAGCCUGUGUUUGAAGACAACUCCAGGGGUCCACUGACAAUCAUAAAAGGAGGGUCCAAUGUUAAUAAUGGAGACAAACUGGCAUAUGGCCAAUAUUCAGUGGAAUAUAUAGCAACAGAUAUUUCAGGAAACCAAGCCAAAUGUUCCUUUGAGAUCUCUGUGAAAUCAAUUGCAUGCACCAUGGAAUUGCCGGAGCAUGGAGCCAUAGUCUGUGGCUAUCCGUCAGUGGAAGGCAUGGACCUCAUGACCAUUGACUGUAUUGUAUUGUGUCAAAGCAAAUACCAGUUUAGCAGGGAUCCAUAUCCAAUAUAUGCAUGCUCAGAGGAGGGACUUUGGUGGACCUUCACAAGCACAUUCACGCCCAUUGGCCCAAAUUUGCCAAGUUUAAACCAUAAGUGCCUAGAACCAGAUAUCCAUAAAAAGCCAAAAGUUGUUGAUCAGAACUUUUACUUUGAUGGUGACUGCCAUGACAGAGCAGUGCAAGACGUGCUGGUAGGACACUUGGAAUAUUUUCAGAGGAAAACUUCAGCUUAUCAGUACUGUAAAUUAAACAGAGAGUUCUGCAGAAAGUGGAAUGGCUACCGCAAUGUAACAGUGUUCUGUGGAAGCAUGUGAGAUGGAAUGACUGUAUUGCUUGUUACUUUUUUUUUAGAAUGUAUUUUCAUGCAUGUGAGAACUACACAUUAUCCAAGUAUUCAGACUGUUCCUUGAAAGCAGUUUGUGCUGUAACUUUUAUUUCCUCUUGUAAAAUAAAAUUAGGGUAAAAAUAUAAUCACUAUCAUUUUCUUUCUUC
Dermochelys coriacea (leatherback sea turtle) is the source of this 1167-nucleotide messenger RNA. RefSeq lists its product as uncharacterized. The transcript has 4 exons. The coding region runs from base 33 to 989 and encodes 318 amino acids. NCBI's taxonomy places the organism in Eukaryota, Metazoa, Chordata, Testudines, Dermochelyidae. The record is from RefSeq and is a predicted model, not a curated record.